CCUGAUUGGCUGUCAGGUCAGUCAUGUGAACGGGGCGUGGUUUCGGCUGAAGCGCGGUGGCUGGCGCGUGGCGGCUUGUCUUUAAUGGUCUCUAGUUAAUUUAUCAAUUUUAACUAUUUUAGAUGUGGAUGUCCACACGUCUAGUAGCAGCAGCCAGAUGUCCCCCUCCCUGCAGAUGUCCAAUGGCUUCAUCUUACCUGAGGGCAAACUGACCCCCCACGCCCUCUUUGUUGGUGGGAUUAACAUGAAGGUGCAUGUAAAUGAAUUGCAGAACUUCUUUGCCAGAUAUGGCUCCGUCAAAGAAGUUAAGAUUAUCACCUACCGAGGGAUCAGCAAGGGGUAUGGGUUUGUAUACUUCGAUGACGAUGUGAAUAUCCAGUCAAUCAUUGAGCAAACGAUCGUUUUUGAUGGCCGGGAGCUCAAGCUCGGCCCAGCCAUCAUGAAGGAAAGGAGCUCACGGUCCAUGCCAUCGCGUAUGAUUUGCCCAGCUCCUUGGAGGAUCUCCAUUCAGUCUCUCUACUGUGUUUGCUGUUCACCCGGGGGAGCUUGUGUGGCACAACCCUUGCCCAUCCUUAAUGGAGAGAGCCCUUACAACCAGCCGUACUUGUACUCCAAAUCCAACUCUGGAGGGGUCAUGGUGCCACAGAUGCCAAUGAACUUCGCACAGAAUGCCUAUGCUUACCAGGCUCCUCCUCAGUGGACAGCGGCGCAGAGGACACGGCCUGUCGAUCAGAACUGUGCAGACUAUGGAGUCCAGACCAGGCUGAAUGUGCUGUAGUCCAAAGCUACUGACAUCCCACCAGAAACGACUUCUCCUGAUUGGGUUUGUAAUUGAAGGAGGGAACCAUGAUUUACCUGUGAUGUGGUUUUCCGCCCCUCUGGUCUCCUGGAUACAGGCUGCAGUGAGUCAGGAUGCAGACAGGAUGACAUCUUGAGGUUACAACAGCCAGAAGAAACCCAACUGCCCUCUUCCUCCUCCUGAUCCCCCCUCUUUCUUUUCUUUCAACUUUUUUGAGACCCUUUUGUGCUGGUUUCAUGUGGUCAAACCGCUAUUAACCCACAUGUAUUACAGUAGCAGACACACAGGAAGACCAAAGCACCCUCACUGACCAGCUGAUUUACAGGCUCACAUCUUUCAUUUUUGUGUCUUUUUCUUUCUCCCAGAAAAAAAGGGAAAGGACUUUUAAGCUCACCCUUUGUGCCUAUUUCUUUUUUAUAUUUAAUUUAUUUUGAAAUUAAUCUAAAUGUUUGUUUGGGCUCUUUUAGUAUCUGCAAAGGCUCUCUGUUCAUACAAGGUACUUUUAGAACAUGGAACAAUGUCGAAACAGCAAUCUGUUUUUUAGCGCUGAAGAAGAGUUCUUCUUUAACUCCUGUUUGGGCUUAUUGCUCCUCUGAGAAAUUCAUUAACUUGUCCACUACAGCAAGAGAAACACUUGGUCAUUACAUUUAUUUCAAACACUCAUUUAUUUUGUGCCGGUCUUUCGUUUAAUUGGGUGUUGAUUGAGGCAGUAAAUGGACGAGCCUCUUCAGUAUCAGUGUUUUCUCAUCUCAGUUUAACAAGAGGCUUUCUGAGGUAGAGUUUUCCUGUGGGUUUUUUUCACACACUGAUCGUCUCUGUGCUGUGUGACCGAAGUGAUUGGCAAGGGGUUCACACUCAAGGACAAACACUGUAUUAAUUUCUUUUCCCAUGACUCAAUCAAUUAUUUUUGCAAAUGAAGGGCGUGGUGGAAAGUGAAGUUCUCUGUUUGGUAAAAAUGUUCACUGUAUAUGGUUCACUUUAAACAAGUUAUUUCUUUUAGGGGCUUUAUAAAGUAACUGGUGAUCUUAGACUUCAUAUUUUACUGAUAUUUAAUGACUGGAAAUAAUAAUUUUAUCCCUAUUAUUUUCUUUGUGCGCACUCUUUGUUUUAUUUCUACACUUGGAUUCUUAAAAUAAGGACACUUGUGUGGUUUGAAGCACACAAUUGGUAUAUAUCACAGAUUUUUUUUCCUUUGACCUACUUUUGUUGUAGUUCUGUUUGGGCAUUAAUCUUGGGGUCUCCAGUGUGCAGAAAUCUGAUUGUAUUGAUUGAAUUAUUUUGCUCAGAGAGCCUGGGUACUGCACUGUCUCCUUUGUUGAUGUUCAGGUUUUGCCAGGUUUGUUUAAAAAGAAAUAAAAGUUGAAAAUGUAAUUACCAUUUAAA
Notolabrus celidotus (New Zealand spotty) is the source of this 2182-nucleotide messenger RNA. RefSeq names its product deleted in azoospermia-like (gene dazl). Gene Ontology annotation, molecular function: RNA binding. NCBI's taxonomy places the organism in Eukaryota, Metazoa, Chordata, Actinopteri, Labriformes, Labridae. The record is from RefSeq and is a predicted model, not a curated record. The transcript has 10 exons. The coding region runs from base 158 to 778 and encodes 206 amino acids.